Messenger RNA from Artibeus jamaicensis (Jamaican fruit-eating bat), 1864 nucleotides. RefSeq names its product chromosome unknown C2orf81 homolog (gene CUNH2orf81). The transcript has 4 exons. NCBI's taxonomy places the organism in Eukaryota, Metazoa, Chordata, Mammalia, Chiroptera, Phyllostomidae. The coding region runs from base 85 to 1707 and encodes 540 amino acids. The record is from RefSeq and is a predicted model, not a curated record.
GGUGGCUGCGGCUGCGGCUGCGGCUGCGGCGGCGGCAGGGUCAGAAGUUAUUGAAACAGCGAGGUUGGAGCGACUGCGGCGGUCAUGGCGCAUGAAAGCUCGAAGCAGGCCCGGGACCGCGGGGUAACCAGAUCCAAGGUGGAAAAGGCACGGCCGCCUACUGUGCCUGUGCCGCAGGUGGACAUUGUUCCUGGGCGGCUCACUGGGGCUGAGUGGAUGGCACUCUCGGCUCAGGAGGAAGGCGAGGACGUGGUGGGGGACAUCUUGGCAGAUCUGCUGGCAGGAGUCAUGGACUCUGCCUUCAAAGUCUACUUGACCCAGCAGUGCAUUCCAUUCACAAUCAGCCAGGCUCGGGAGGCCAUGCUGCAGAUCAUCGAGUGGCGCUUCCUGGCCCGGGAAGGAGAGUCCGUAGUGGCCGAGGACCCCACAUGGGGAGAGGCUGAGGACGAGGAUGAGGAGCCCUCUGCAAGCACAAUGGAUGCCUGGGCUCAGGGAUCCGUGCCAGUGCUGCAGGCCCCAGCCUGGUCAGGGCUGGAGGAGACCUUCCAAAGCGAAGACCAAGGUAGCGUGGACCAGAUUCCUUUAGACAGAUCGUGGAUGGAUAGAGGCUUUGAUGAGCAGAUGGAAUCGCGGAGAGACACCCCCAGCUCCCCACCCAAACCGGAUCUGUUUCAGGAGGCAGGACCUGGGGGUCCUUUAGAGGAGCUAGAAGGCCAGGGAGAAGGCAACCUUUCUUCAGCUGGGUCCUUGAACACGAGUCUCCAACAGUCAUUGUCGGUGGAGAUGGUGGAGAUGGUUCCCACUGGCAGUCACAACUCUUCUUUGGAGCUGUCCCAGGUAGCCAGCUCCCAGGAAUCUGCCGAGAGGGCACGGCCCCACAGCUCCCAGUUUUCAUUAGAGGACUUCUAUUGCACACCACAGUCGCAUGCUGCUGGGGACCAGGGAACACUGGAGGAGGAGGUGCCUCGCACAGCCUUGGGCCCCACCGUGCUCAACCCCUCCACAUCCUUCCAGCCACAGCAGCCCUGGCACACGAACUUCUACAGGAAGGGCUGCAAGGCAGCGUUGGGGCGGCUGCCUGGAUUGGGGCAGCUGCCGUGCCGCUCAGUAAGCCCGAUAGUUGAGAUUGUAGGUCCAGGUUCUGAGGUGGACUCCCUGGGAAUCUACCUCAGGCGCCAGCGGUUCAAGAAGACGGAGACCUCGGCCAGACGCCCAGCCACUGGCCCCAGUUUCGGAGUCUCUGCAGCAGCUUUCUGCCCGUUCCCUCCAGCCUGUUCUUUUCCUGCCUUAGGCCCCGGCCUCCAGAUUCUCCCUUUAAGCUUAGGCCAGUCAGAGGAGCCCUUGCUCACUUGCGAGAACCGCUUUCUUGAAAAGCACCUGGAUCGCCCCUGCCGCAUCAACCCCAACAUGUGGCCCAGCGCAAAGUGGCCCAGGGGCUGGGAGCGGGAGGCCGAAAUGCUGGAAGAGCUGUGGGUCGGCCGUAGCCGUGUACCUCCGCAGGGCGUGGAUCCUCACAGGUUGCCUUAUUCUGAGCCCCGCAUCCUUGAGGCCACUUCCCAGGUGAUGUGGAAGCCUCCGUUGCAGCCAGAAGCCAUGAAGCUGGUUCCCGGUGUGAGCAUGUGGAAGCCAACCAUGCAGGAGCUGCUCAGCUCUGGCACACGCCAGGAGGAAGACAAAGAAGGCUGCACCUCUCUUCCCACUGAGUAGCAGCCCAUCCAGAUCGGUGCCCAGAAGCCCAGAUGACUAUGGCAGAACUAAUGAAGAACUCAGCCCCCUAAGUGUGGUCACUCCCCUCCAAGCCCCUGCCCCAUUCUGAGUGGGAAUGCUACAUUCCUCUCUCUGCUUGCCAGAAAUAAACACCUGA